Xenia sp. Carnegie-2017 is the source of this 1153-nucleotide messenger RNA. Its product is annotated as aryl hydrocarbon receptor nuclear translocator-like protein 1. Gene Ontology annotation, cellular component: cytoplasm; aryl hydrocarbon receptor complex; nucleus. Gene Ontology annotation, molecular function: protein dimerization activity; RNA polymerase II cis-regulatory region sequence-specific DNA binding; DNA-binding transcription factor activity, RNA polymerase II-specific. Bases 314 to 946 code for a protein of 210 amino acids. The transcript has 8 exons. The record is from RefSeq and is a predicted model, not a curated record. Lineage: Eukaryota; Metazoa; Cnidaria; Anthozoa; Malacalcyonacea; Xeniidae. Gene Ontology annotation, biological process: regulation of transcription by RNA polymerase II.
GAACGGCGAAGUGCCGAUAAUAAUGGCUGCAGAAUAAUAUGGAAUUUUGUUUAUUCUAUCAUUUCUAUAAAUUUGUGUCAUGAUUCUUGGUUAUAUGAAAUGUUUCACGGUCGAAAGACGUAUUAUGUUUACUGUGGAACACAUUUAAAGCUGCUUUUAUUCAAAUCAAUCUUCAUAUUUUUGAAAUUUUACAUCGAUUGUGGUAUUUCAACUUGCCUCUAAAGUAUCAAAUGAGAUUUCACGAAUGGGAACAUUGUUAAACGAAAAUCACUAACCUCUUCUACGCUUUAUUGACAAGAUAGACGAAGUCGAAAUGGGAAAAAUCGACGAUCAAGAAAAAUGUGAAAGAGGAAGCAAAUCUAACUUAAACAGAGAAAGUCGAAACAAAAGUGAAAAAGAUCGUCGUGAUAAAGUUAAUGCUUUCAUCAAUGAACUUGCCAACUUAGUUCCUGGCUGUGUUCCUCAAUCGAAAAAACUCGAUAAAGCUACCAUAUUGAAAAAUACCGUGGAUUUUAUGAAAGUUCAUAAUGAUUUAACUGUUGCUAUCACACGAAAAGACGCAACCUCCUGUCUUAACAGUAAUGAAAUUGGACAGUUAAUGCUCGAGGGAUACAAUUCAUUUCUUUUUGUUAUCUCCUCGUCUGGACAUUUUAAAUUUAUCUCUGAGAGUAUUUAUGAUUUGCUUGGUUACGUCAAGGAUGAUCUUUUUGAGAAGAACAUAUUUGAUUACGUUUACCCUGAGGAUAAACUUGUUUUGUUGAAUCAAGUGUCGCAAGACAAAAUAGGUAUGACAAGAAAUUCAGGGAUGUCGUCAUUUAAAAUCCGCUUCAAAGCAAAUGUACACGGCAAACCUUGUUAUGAAGUUUUACGUUGCUGUGGUAAUUUUCGUCUGCUUGACAAAGGUAUGAAAGAAAUGAAAGUUUUUUCAUGUAUGGAUAAUACGUAAUGACGAAAACAUUCAUUGAACAAUGAAAUAAUCAAAGGACUGCUUAAAGAAAGCAAGAACGGACUUUUAAUCAUCAUAAUUCUACAAAAAUGAAAUGAAAACGUUUAAAAUUAUAUGUAUACAGAAAUUUUAUUCAAUUGCAUGAAUAGUAUUGACAGAGGAUGUUUCAAAUGUAAAAAUCUUUAAAAUUUUUUAUGUAGCUAUGAC